This is a messenger RNA of Suillus subalutaceus, 584 nucleotides long. RefSeq lists its product as uncharacterized. Bases 193 to 411 code for a protein of 72 amino acids. The record is from RefSeq and is a predicted model, not a curated record. Lineage: Eukaryota; Fungi; Basidiomycota; Agaricomycetes; Boletales; Suillaceae. The transcript is spliced from 2 exons.
GCGGCCUUUAGCUCAUCGAGACCCUAAACCGGUUUCUGGUAGCCUGUUGUCAGUCGGACCUUACUCGGUUCUUUCGAGUUUCUCCAAACCCUGCACAGACAAAGUCCGAACACCCUCACGUCAUUCACAACGAAAAGACCCCAGGCUCUGCUCGACAUGUUCGCUUCAGCUUAAUGCUGCGAUUAUUAUUGAAUGAAUAGUAGUCUAACUGACAAAACACAAGCAUGGCUGAAGGACAAGGUCGAAACUAACAAGUUUGCAUUGCCAGCUCUAUACCGACCCACGAGCUUUAUUACUGAAGAUAUAUGGCGCGCAUGUCCAGCUACCACGAACGGCAAUGAGCAGGCUCACCGCAAUGUUAACCGUGACGGCGUGAACUUGACACUACGACCGAGCAGCGCAGAGCAUUGAUGUUCAUGUGUCAUUGGGCAUUGACACUCGUGAUCGUGAUUCCACUCAUGUUUACCGUGCAUCGAGAAGUAUCACUCGUCAAGCUCUAUCACAGCGCCGCCACGUCACGCAAAAUCCAGUGGUACGACCCGGCGCAGACAAUGAACACCAGGAUGCACUGCAGCAACCAGCGC